AUGAAAAGCACAUCAGGGUAUUUUUUCACCCUUGGCUCGAGUGUGUUUAGCUGGUGCUCAAAGAAGCAACAGACUGUUGCUCAAUCCACUACAGAAGUAGAGUAUAUAGUAGCAGCAGCAGCAGUAAAUCAAGCCAUUUGGCUUAGGAAUUUGCUAUAUGAUCUUAAUGAAGAGCAACUUGAACCUACUGAAAUUAAGGUUGGCAAUCAAUCAGCAGUGGCUAUUGCUAAAAAUCCAAUCUUCCAUGGUAAGACUAAGCAUUUUAAAAUCAAAUUUCAUUUUGUUAGAGAGGCUGAGCAGACAGGAGAAGUUAGUCUUGUUCAUUGCAACUCACAAGAUCAAUUGGCUAAUAUCUUGACUAAGCCACUUGGUACAGCAAGGUUUGAGAACUUAAGAAGUAAGAUUGGCGAUGUUAACAACUGGCUGUCUGCAGUGGACAGGACGAUCCCUAAACAAGAAGAGAAAGUGACGCAAGAUGAAGAAAAAGCAAAGAAAAAGUGUUUCGUUGGUUUGUGUCCUAAUAUCUGGACUCGUUACAAGCUUAGCUGGGAAGCUGCAGAGAAGGCGAAGGCUGUUGCCAAGCUACUUGAACAGAGCAAGUUUCCCGAGGUUGCUUAUCGUGUAGCUCUGCAGGAUAUCACGGUCCCACCAGUUAAAGGGUACGAGGAAUUCGAGUCAAGAACGUCUGUUUUGAAUGAAAUAAUGGAGGCACUAAAAGAUAAUAGCGUCAGCGUUAUUGGGGUGCACGGUAUGGGCGGGGUUGGAAAAACAACGGUAGUAAAAGAAAUCGCUAGAAAAGUCAAGGGCAAGGACAAGUUGUUUGAUUCGGUUGUCAUAUCAACAGUAGCUCAAGACAUUGAUAUUGAGAAAAUUCAGAACACAAUUGCGGAGUUUUUGGGCUUGAAAUUUGAGGAGCAUAAUACCGAUGGAAAGGCACUUCGACUACGAGAAAGAUUGAAGAAAGAGCAGAGGGUUCUGGUUGUCUUGGAUGACAUUUGGGGGCAGGUUGAUAUUGAGGAAGUAAGGAUUCCUUUGGGAGAUGAACACAAGGGCUGCAAACUACUAUUAACUUCUAGAGAGCUCAAUGUUUUGUCAAAUAGGAUGGAUGCUCAGAAAUGCUUUACAAUAGAGUCUCUAAAUAAAAAGGAGGCCUGGGACCUGUUCAAGAAGAAGGCUGGCGAUUGUGUUGAAAGUUGCGAUUGGAAGCCUACAGCUAUGGAGGUAGCAAAAAAAUGUGCAGGAUUGCCAAUAGCCAUUGCGACAGUGGCAGGGGCUUUGAGAAGCAAAAGAUUGUUUGAGUGGAAGAAUGCUUUACGAGAACUAGAGAGGCUUUCACUAAGCAACUUCACGGAGAUAACUGCUGUGAGGAAGUUAAUUGAGUUGAAUUUUAAUUAUUUAGGAAGUGAGGAAGUUAAGCAGACUUUCUUGCUUUGCAAUGUAAUGGGCCGUAAUGGUCUCGUUGAGGACUUGGUGAGAUAUAGCGUGGGUUUGGAUUUAUUUGGUGGUGUCAACACUAUGGAAGAAGCCAGAAAUAAUGUUUUGACGGUUGUGGCUAAUCUCAAAGCGUCUUCCUUGUUGCUUGAUAGUUAUGAGGAUGAGCGCUUUGAUAUCCAUGAUGUUGUUUGGGAUGCUGCUUUAAAUAUUGCAUCGAGGGACUAUCAUGUGCAUGUUUUGAGAGAUUUUGUUCCGAAGGAGAAAAUGAACAGCUGGAGAAUGAUAAGCUUAAGGUGUCCUCGAAUUAUAGCUGAGCUUCCUAAGGAGAUGGAGUGUUCAGGUCUUUCCUUUUUCCAUAUGGCCCGUGAUGAUUCAGUGGAAAUUCCUCCCCAUUUUUUUAGACGAAUUGAAAGUCUCAAAGUCUUGGCUUUACCUUCCAUACGUUCAUAUCCUUAUCUACCAGAGUCAAUUAAUCACCUCAUAGACCUUCGCAUGUUGUGUCUAAGAGGAUGGCAAGGUGAAGACAUUACCAUCAUUGGAGAGCUAAAAAAUUUAGAAAUCCUUGACCUUGCUUGCUCUAGUAUCAAAGAACUACCCAAGGAGAUAGCACAAUUGACUCGGUUAAGGUUGUUAGAUUUGAGUUGGUGUUCUGGACUUAAAAUCAUCCCGCCAAAUGUCUUAUCAAGUUUAUCUAAAUCAGAAGAAUUACAUAUGGAGGGAAGCUUUGCUGAAUGGGAAAAUGAUGGAGUAGUUGGCAACAAAAGGAGAAAUGCACGCCUUGAUGAAUUAAACAAUUUGCCUCAUCUAACUACUUUAUAUGCUCAUAUUCCUAAUGCUCAAAUGAUUUCAAAGCAUAUAUUCAUUGAGACAUUAGAUAGAUACAAGAUUUUCGUAGGUGAUGAUCAUUUUGCAUGGAUUUGGAAUUUAAAAUAUGAAUAUUCAAGAACAUUAAAGCUCAAGAUAUAUACAAACAUUUAUUCGGACAACUUGGUGAAAAUGUUGCUGAAAAAGACUGAAGAUUUGUAUCUAAACCUAAAGGGACUUGAAGGCAUCAGGAGUGUACUUGCAGAGUUAAAUAAUGGGGUGGAUUUUUCAAAUUUAAAGAGAGUUGAUGUCAUUAUCACAAUAAAGGACUAUUCAACAAAUUCGGAGCCCUUACCAUUUUUCAAUAAACAGACAUGUCAUUGGAUUUCAAAUUUGAGGAGGUUGAUCAUCAAUGGAUGCGGUAACUUUGAGCAUUUGUUAUCACCCUCUGCCGCCAGAAGUCUGGUGCAGCUCCAACGCUUUGACAUCGCUGAUUGCACGUGCUUAAGGGAGAUGAUAUUUACAGAGGAAAUAAAAGAAGAAGAAAGGAAAGAUGUGAUUUGUUUCCCUCGAUUAAACUCCCUGCGUAUAGGUAACCUUCCAAACCUCAUCUUCUUCUGCUCUGGAAAUUAUAAUAUCGAAUUCUCAUUGUUGAAAGAGCUAGAGAUUGGGGGUUGCCCGAGGUUAAAAGCAUUCAUUAGUCAGACUAGUAAUCAGUCCGGCAUGCACACUCUGUUCAGUCAGGUUGCUGUUCCUAGCUUGGAAACGAUGAGGAUCUUCCAGUUGAGUAACGUGAAGAUGAUAAUUCAUAAUGAGCUACCACCAGAUUCUUUUCAAAAUCUACGAAAUUUAAGUGUUUCAUGCUGUAAGAGUCUGAAAAAUCUAUUUCCAGCGACAAUUGCCAAACAUCUUCCGCAACUUAAAGAUUUAAGCAUAAGAAAUUGUCAGUGUUUACGUGAGAUAAUAUUUACAGAGGAAAUAGAAGGAGAAGGGAAAGAUGUGAUUUGUUUCCCUCGAUUAAACUCCCUGCGUAUGGAUUGCCUUCGAAAACUCAUCUUUUUCUGCUCAGGAAAUUACAAUAUUGAAUUCCAUUUGUUGAAAGAGCUAGAGAUUAAGGAUUGCCCGAAAUUAAAAGAAUUCAUUAGUGAAAGCAGUACUGAGUUCGGCAUGCAUACUCUCUUCAAUGAGAAGGUUGCAAUUCCUAGCUUGAAAAGGAUGAUAAUCUUCCGGUUGAGAAAUGCGAAGAAGAUAUUUCAUAAUGAGCUAGCACCAGAUUCCUUUUGCCAAUUAGAAGAAAUGGUGGUGGAGGACUGUGAUGAGUUAUUGGCUAUUUUUUCAUCUACUAUGGUUGGUGUAUUUAACUAUUUGCAAGAGCAUGUAGAUCGCCAAGGCCAAGGGAUAAGAAGCUUUCAAAAUCUACGAAAAUUAAGAGUUUCAAGGUGUGAGAGUUUAAAAAAUCUAUUUCCAGCGUCAAUAGCCAAACAUCUUCAACAACUUGAAGAUUUAAGCAUAAGAAGUUGUGGGGUGGAGGAGAUUGUAUCGGAAGGGGAAGGAGUAGAGGAGCAACCUGUGAGGUUUGAGUUUCCCAAAGUGUCUUCACUUGUGGUUGAAAACUUAAAAAAGCUCAAAUGUUUCUAUAAAGGGCAACAUACAAUCGUGUGGCCCAUGUUGAAAGAAUUGAGCACAGAUUGUUCUGCUUUGCUAAUGAUAGUGGGUUUAGAAGAUGUUAGAAUCCAAGAAACAAAGGGAAAAGGGGAGGCAGCUUUGUUGGUUGAAGAGGUUUCCAAGGUCUUUCCCAAUUUACAACAACUUGAGUUACGAGAUAUUAGUGAUGUGGAUCAGUUUCCACCGGACUUGUUUCACCACGUUAAAGUUUUUAAAGUGGAAGGUGGUUAUCAUGGUGGAUCGUCUUCUAUAUUUUCUUUCUUGCGAAGUUUCUACAAUCUGGAACGUCUUGAGAUUUUUUCUUUUAAUUUCGAAGAUGUAAUCGUUUAUAAAGGAGAUAUUGGGACUCUCUCAACAAUCAAAAAUCUGAAACUGGAUUCUUCCAUAAAUCUUAAGCAUAUAUGGAGGAAAGAUUCGGAGUUUGGCCAUAUUAUUUCCAAUCUCCAAAUACUCAGAGUUUGGUUUUGUGAUGAUUUUCUGAAUAUUGGAGCCUCGUCAGUAUCUUUCCAAAAUCUCACAACUUUGGAAGUGUCAUAUUGCAAGAUGACACCCUUUGUAGUUGAGAAUCUGGUGCAAUUAACAACAAUGAGGGGAGUUACACCUUCAGCUUUCCUUGUUUGGAUUGUGGCUAUGUGUCCUAAAUUGAAGAUCUUUUCUGAGGGAGUUUUAAGCACCCCGCAAUUACAGAGAGUAAUAAAACAGGAGACUUACUAUCAAAACGAGUAUUGGACAGGCGACUUGAAUACCACCAUCCAACAAUUGUGCACAAAAAAGGGUGGAUCCAAUGGCCUACCUAAUUUGAUCAUCUCUGAUACGUUUCCAAAUUUGAUAGAAAUAUGGAAAAGAAACCCUCAAAAAUUUUUGGAGUUGCAAAACCUUAGAAAAAUGGAGUUUUAUAAAUGUAGCAGCUUGAAAUACAUUUUUACCUCGUCUAUGCUUUUGAGCCUGGAUCAUCUAGGAACGAUAAAAGUAAAAGAAUGCAGUAUAAUGGAACAAGUGAUUAGGGAAGACGAGAAGGAAGCAACGACACAUGAGUUCACAUUUCCUAAGCUUUCCUGCAUAGAAAUAAAGUCAUGUUCCAACUUGACAAAUGUUUAUUUGGGAAGUCGACCUCUUGAAUUUCCAAGGUUGGGUGGUGUUAAGAUAGCAGACUGUCCAAAAAUGAGGACAUUUUCUUCUACAAUUUCAAGAAAGAAUGAAAAAGCGAUUGGUGAGCAAGACGUUGUCAUUCCCAAUUUGAAGCGUUUGACUUUGUCCUCCAUUGACAUUCAUAUGUUAUGGCACCACCCAUCUUUCUCAUCUCUCACACACUUGUGUCGCUUGCGAGUGGAAGGGUGUCACAAUUUGAAAUACCUGUUUCCGUCUUUCUUACUAAAAGAUCUUGUGCUACUCCGAUUCCUUGAAAUUAAGGAUUGUAAUAUGAUGGAACAAGUAAUCUUCACGGAUGGAUUGGGUGCAGAAGAUCAUUGGAGGAAUCAUACGAUUUUACUAGAAUCGCUGUCUCUGAAAGACCUUCCCAAACUCAAAGAUAUCUGCUUUGAAAAUUACCUUGAAUUCCCAUGGUUAAGAGAUUUAACACUAAAAAAUUGUCCUCUGCUUAAAACAUUCAUCUCUAAAUCUGUAUCUGGAGAUGAACCUCCAAUUCACCAACCUACACAAACAAAUAACUCUGCUGUUCUCAAUGAAAAGGUUGUUUUCCCUCGUUUGGAGGAGUUGCUGAUUCAGGAUUGUGAAUCGUUAGAAGAAAUAAUUGAGCUGCAAGGACUCAUUGCCAAUGAAUCACAGUCAACAGUGACCACAAAGUUCGUAUUUCCCCAUGUAACGCACCUUGGAUUGGGUAAGUUACCAAGAUUGGAAAGUUUCUUCUCUAGGAUGCAUACCACCCAAUGGCCAUUGUUGAAACAAAUGGAGGUUAUUGAAUGCCCCAAAGCACGGAUAUUUGGUGAGGUUCAAAUCUCAAACCAACAGCCCUUGUUUUGCGUCAAUGAGGACACUUUCCCUGUUUUAGAGGAAUUAACACUGAAGACGAGUGAUAUGAUAAAGGGGAUAUGUGAUGGACAACUCUCAUUGCAAUCUAAGAGCCUGACGCUACUAGAAAGAUUGAGCAUAGCUGAUUGUGAGUUGAUAGAAGAAAUCACAUCAUGUGAAGGUGAAGAACAGGGCAGCAUUGUUUUUCCCAAGCUGAAGUAUUUGAAACUAUGUCAUCUGCCAAGUCUAGCAAGCUUUUCAUUGGCACAUGAUCACUCGUUGGAGUUCCCAGUCUUGCAAAUGGUGAUAGUGACAGAGUGCCCAAAAAUGAAGAAUUUCUGUCAAGGAGAGUUAAGCACACCAAGGCUCGAACAAAUGCACUUAACAAGAGAUGAGGACGGUGAACUGCAGUGGGAAGGCGACCUUAACACUACCAUAAAGCAUAUGUUUGAUGAAAUGAAUGUGCAAAGUUCUCAAGCGAUCGAGUUUACUGAUCAGUUGCUCCAAAUGGAAUAA
This is a messenger RNA of Gossypium arboreum, 6387 nucleotides long. RefSeq lists its product as uncharacterized. The transcript is spliced from 13 exons. Gene Ontology annotation, molecular function: ADP binding; ATP hydrolysis activity. Lineage: Eukaryota; Viridiplantae; Streptophyta; Magnoliopsida; Malvales; Malvaceae. The coding region runs from base 1 to 6387 and encodes 2128 amino acids. The record is from RefSeq and is a predicted model, not a curated record.